Messenger RNA from Dreissena polymorpha, 855 nucleotides. Its product is annotated as paternally-expressed gene 3 protein-like. The record is from RefSeq and is a predicted model, not a curated record. Bases 1 to 855 code for a protein of 284 amino acids. The transcript has a single exon. Lineage: Eukaryota; Metazoa; Mollusca; Bivalvia; Myida; Dreissenidae.
AUGUACAGAGAAGCCUCAUAUCACCAUAUAUAUACAGAGAAGCCUGAUAUCAGUGUAAAUACAGAGAAGCCUGCUAUCACCAUAUGUACAGAGAAGCCUGGUAUCACCAUAUGUACAGAGAAGCCUGAUAUCACCAUAUGUACAGAUAAGCCUGAUAUCACCAUAUGUACAGAUAAGCCUGAUAUAACUAUAUGUACAGAGAAGCCUGAUAUCACCAUAUGUACAGAGAAGCCUGAUAUCACCAUAUGUACAGAGAAGCCUGAUAUCACCAUAUGUACAGAUAAGCCUGAUAUCACCAUAUGUACAGAUAAGCCUGAUAUCACCAUAUGUACAGAGAAGCCUGAUAUCACCAUAUGUACAGAUAAGCCUGAUAUCAGUGUAUAUACAGAGAAGCAAGAUAUCAGUGUAUGUACAGAGAAGCCUGCUAUCACCAUAUGUACAGAGAAGCCUGGUAUCACCAAAUGUACAGAGAAGCCUGAUAUCACCAUAUGUACAGAUAAGCCUGAUAUCACCAUAUGUACAGAUAAGCCUGAUAUCACCAUAUGUACAGAGAAGCCUGAUAUCACCAUAUGUACAGAGAAGCCUGAUAUCACCAUUUGUACAGAGAAGCCUGAUAUCAGUGUAUAUACAGAGAAGCAAGAUAUCAGUGUAUGUACAGAGAAGCAAGAUAUCAGUGUAUGUGCAGAGAAGCCUCGUGUCAACAUAUGCAUAGAGAAGAAUUAUAUCAGUGUAUGUACAGUGAAGCCUGCUAUCUUUUUAUGUACAGAGAAGCCAUAUAUAAGUGUAUGUACAGAGAAGCCUGAUAUAAGUGUGUACAGAGAAGCCUUAUGUCAGCGUAUGUACAGAGAAUCCUGA